AUGCUGAGAGUCGGACGAAUUGGCACCAAGACCCUAGCCAGCAGCAGCCUGCGUUUCGUGGCAGGUGCUCGGCCCAAAUCCACGCUCACCGAGGCCGUGCUGGAGACCACAGGGCUGCUGAAAACCACGCCCCAAAACCCCGAGUGGUCUGGAGCCGUCAAGCAGGCAUCUCGUCUGGUGGAGACCGACACUCCGAUCCGAGACCCGUUUUCCAUUGUGUCGCAAGAAAUGUCCACUUUGGCCAACAACAUUGGUUCUCUGAUUGGCUCUGGGCACCCUACACUCAACAAGGUGGCCACCUACUACUUCCAGUCCGAGGGCAAGCAUGUCCGUCCUCUGAUUGUUCUGCUGCUGUCCCGAGCGCUGAGUGCGAUCCCCGAGUCGGAGCGAGACCGAGGCACCUUUGACGCCUCGGACGUGACCGAAAACGUGGGCGAAUUGAACCCCGAGCCCUCUAUCAACGACCCUCUUUCACCCAUUGAGAUUCUCCAUGGCAUCAAUCCCGACAUUGUGCUCAACCCGCUCAGCCGACCUUCCGACCCCUUGCCUUACGAGAGCAACGGCAUUCUACCCAAGCAGCGACGUCUGGCCGAGAUUGUCGAGAUGAUCCACACCGCUUCACUGCUCCAUGACGAUGUUAUCGACAACUCCGCUACCCGGCGAGGCUCUCCUACAGGCAACGUGGCCUUUGGAAACAAGAUGGCAAUUCUGGCCGGUGAUUUCCUGCUCGGACGGGCCUCUGUGGCCAUUGCCCGGCUCAGAAACGCCGAGGUCAUUGAGCUGCUGUCCACCACCAUUGCCAACUUGGUGGAGGGCGAGUUCAUGCAGCUCAAAAACACAAUUGUGGACAACUCGGAGAUUGCCAACAAGGCCACCUUUGAGUACUACAUCCACAAGACAUACCUGAAGACCGCGUCGCUCAUGUCCAAGAGUUGCCGAGCCGCUGCAGUGCUCUCUGGAGCUCGAAACCCCAUUGUCGAUGCCUCUUACAAGUUUGGAAAGAACCUCGGCCUGUGUUUCCAGGUUGUCGAUGAUAUGCUGGACUACUCCGAGGGCGAGUCUCAUCUUGGUAAGCCCGCUGGAGCCGAUCUCAAACUUGGUCUUGCCACUGCGCCCGUUCUGUUUGCCUGGGAAAAGUACCCCGAGCUCGGAGACAUGAUCAAGCGAAAGUUUGACGGUCCCGGCGACGUGGAGCGGGCCCGAUUCCUGGUUCAGCAGGCAGACGGUCUGUCGCGAACCCGAGAGCUGGCCCAAAAGUACUGCGACGAGGCUGUCGCCAACUUGGACCUGCUUCCCUACUCUGAGAGCAGAGAGGCUCUGAGAAACCUCACCAUGAAGAUGAUGAACCGAAGCAAGUAA
Messenger RNA from Yarrowia lipolytica CLIB122, 1359 nucleotides. RefSeq lists its product as uncharacterized. Gene Ontology annotation, molecular function: prenyltransferase activity. The record is from RefSeq and is a predicted model, not a curated record. NCBI's taxonomy places the organism in Eukaryota, Fungi, Ascomycota, Dipodascomycetes, Dipodascales. Gene Ontology annotation, biological process: isoprenoid biosynthetic process; ubiquinone biosynthetic process. Gene Ontology annotation, cellular component: transferase complex.